GAAGUCUUUUAUCAGACCACAGAAUAGAACGAAUGAAUGCAGCUCCGCCUUAGAAUGGAAUUAAAAAUGUGCAUUGUUUGAGAAUCCACUAGAAUUUUGCGGCAGUCACAAAAUGGCCAGUCGAUACUCAUUGAAGGGAAAGGUAUUACCAAAGCUGGUUUCCUCGAUCUGGUUAAUUGUUUUAUUUAAUGUGCCAUACAGCGUGCUCUCAGAUGAUGUGAAUUGUAUUGUCCACAAUGAAGAAUUUAUGGAGUGUACGUGGAGCCACAAUGGAGGGAAGAUAAACUACACCCUGUACUACUGGUAUGGCUCAAACCCAGCAGAGGAAUGUAGAAACUACAUUCAGCAGGAUGGCUAUAACAUUGGGUGCAAUUUCUCAGCCAAUGAGAUUGUACAAUUCAAAGACUUUUAUGUUUUCAGAAAUGGAUCCAAUGACUCACAAAAUAUUUCAAGAGCAGCCCAAAUUUUUCAUCUCCAGGACCAAGUGAAACCCUUUCCUCCUGGGAACCUGGUGGUGAAUGCCACAGAAGACAAUGGGCUCCUCCUGCAUUGGGAUGCUCCGAUGCCAACAGAGAGAUGUCUGGAGUAUGAAGUCAGGCACCAGAAUAAUAAGGAGAAGGAGUGGCAGAAAGCAUCAGUUUCAAUGCAAAGGAACUUUAAUUUGGCAAGUGUGGACCCAGAGAAGUUCUACACCUUUCAAGUGAAAAGCAAGGUUAACAUCUAUUGUGGCACAACUCAGCUGUGGAGUGAGUGGAGCCUCCCUGUUCACUGGGGUAAAAACGAUACCCAAAAAGAGAAUUCAAAAGAGGCAUUCCGCACCUACAUCACUGUGAUUUCACUAGUGGGAUUAAUUUUACUUGUGAUUUGUCUAAUAAGAAGUGAAAGGUUGAAGGUGAUUAUCAUCCCAAAAAUUCCAAAUCCAGGCAGAAAUUUUGAUCCUCUUUUCAACAAUCACAAUGGAAACUUUCAGGAUUGGCUUGGCGUCUCAAAGGAUACAUUGGAAGGCUUCAAAUCAAGCUACCAUGAGAACGUGUGCAUUGUGAGUGAAUCCCCACCUGAUUCCAUCCAGAGUAGUAUCCAUGGCGGGUCCUAUGAGCAUCUUGGAAGGACGGAGAUCCCGGGAAAGUCCUUCAGUCCUGACGGCAAGGGAGAGGCUCAUCCAAAAUUCACCUCUCCUGCAACGUUAUUUUCUGAUAUUGCCGUUUUUGUAGAGAGCAGUAGGUAUGACAUCAAUGAAAAUAUUUACGUGAGAGUCUAGUAUUUGUGAUGUUACAUCAUGGGGGAAUUCCCAAUUAUGGCAGUGAAAGGUCCUUCUUUCAGGAAUAAAAUCAACAAGACCAUGAAUUUUCCAGCAACCUCCCUAAGGAAUUAAAAGGAUAUAUCUUAAUAAGUUCAGUCAGCUUAUGAAAGAGAAACAUCCAACCUUUUGCCCUAAAAAAACAAUGGUCCUUUUUGUCUUUUCCCAGCAUUUUACAUUUAUGCUUCAGAUUUAUGGCAAAGUAUGUCUUUUCUUUUCAUCUCUCAAGUACAUAUAAUACUCAGAGAGUUGGACCAGAAUAAAAGACAUUGUGUGUCACCCAGAUGACCUUUUCCUUCCUCAGAUUUCCGGGAUUUUUAUGCCCCUUUGUUUAGAUUUCCAGACUCAACAGCAUUUUGCUUCUGGAUAAGUUAAAUACCGCUUUAUUUUUCAUUCUGCAUUUGAAGGAUGAAUUCCAAACUGAAGGCUGCUGAGAGGAUCAGCAGUCUUGGGACAUGCUGAUCCAGAAUUGCUCGGCCCAAAGCUUUCAUCUACUUGUUUAGAUAGGCUGCUGGCCAAUGACUUAUUGCUCACUGUUCUCUGUGAGUGCCACCAAUUGCUAAGAGUUUCCAAUUGGGAAAUCUGCCAUUUGCCUUCAAAAUAUCGAAUGAGUAUUUUAUGUUGAUGUUGUCUUUUUAAUAGAUGUAAGUAUAGAAUGGUCAACUUAACGGAGAGAAUUGAUACUUGAUCUUUCCUAUUAUAAAAAUACGGAAAGUGGGACCAUAGUGGAUUAAAUAUAAAAUAACAAGUAGUGUGCUUCCAGGCUAUAUCACAUCUCAUAAAUCGAGCAACAUCAUAAGCUGUGAGAAGCUGUCAAAUAUUUGGUCUGAUUCAUGAAAUGUGUCACAACCUCAAAGUACACUGGUACCAUACUGUCGCAGUGUUUGUAUGUAACGCUUAUAUGACACUGAUCUGAGAGUUUGUUUUUUGCUUUAUUUCAUUUUUUGUUGAGGCUAUAGCGACACCAAGUCUGGCUGAGGAGCAAAACAGUGAGCAAGAACUGACCGAAGGGGGAGAGAGAGAGAGAAAGGAGAGAGAGAAAGAGAGAGAGAGAGAGAGAGAGGGAGAGAGAGUGACCAGCAGCCUGAACAUUAUAGCAUGGGAGUCAUUUGAUUGUUACUGUGUUGUGGUGUCACAAGUGAUUUACACCAGGCUGUUGCAACUUUUAAUACCCAGCUUGAUGCUAAGUUAACAGAAGCUUUUGUUUUGUACUUUUUAUUAUUCUGUAAUUUAGUCUCCAUUAUACUUUUAAAAUUUUGUUAAUGCAUUUGAAGGUAAUUUAAUUUUACCUGGGCAGGGAUUGUAAAAUGUUUUUAAAAUUUUGCUUUUGAAUAAACCAUUACUUGGUGUUUUGUCGCUCAUUUCAAGUAGAUGUUAAAAUUUAUAAAGCUGGCAACAUUGACAAAUGGCCAAAAGCAGCAAUGUGUUUUGGUCUCUCCCUCUAUUUUUACCUCUGUGGACUUCAGGAAAGGUAGAUCAAUCUAGAAUCCUUUUAUCAAAUUAGCAAUCUUGAUCAAUUAUAGUAAGAAUUCAGAUCAAUAAAACAGAAUUUGUCAAAAGAAUGACCAUAAAUAGAAACAGUCAUUUUAACGGUUGAUUGUGGUAGUAAAACACUGAAAAUUUCGCUAUUUUCUUUGCAGACAACACCUUCAUUGAAUUGGAAAAAUUGCUUGAAAUUACAGGAGUCCAGAGUUUUCCACUUGUGUUUAAAUCCUACAUGCACUCGGUAUACUACAGUGAAAAUAGCUAUUGCUGAGUAAAGGCUGAAAAAAUUCACAAUGUUCAGGCAGAUUUAAGUAACUGUUCUAUGUUUCCACAAAGAGCUUAAGAAAAAGGUUUGGAGAUUGCGUAGAUAACGCGCACUAACCAGGCAGGCAGACAAGCAGUGCCCCAUAUGUUAAAUCACCCUUUCCCUUCCAAUAUUUGCCUUCCAUAGACUUCACCCUGCAUAUUACAGAAGGAGAAAUUGGUGUGUAUUGACAAGAAAGUAUGGAUGACAUAUUUAAAUUGAAAAAGCAAUAGGACCUGCUGACCAGUCUGAAUAAGCAAGUUUUCAAAUGCUUAUAAUGACAAAUGAAAGGUUGCCCUUAGUGUGAUAAACAGGAAAGGGAGAGGUGAACCUGUUAAUAUGCUAUUACUCAAACACACACCAAGCUCGUGUGAGAAGUAUUACUUUUCCCAUGGCUGUGCAUAUUUUCACCUAGCACAGAGAACAGAACUCUGUUGCUGUCAGAAGAAUAAUUCUAUAGAUGUUUUCUUCCUUUCAUGGGAAUUAUUUACUGUGUAUUGGAUUUCACCUGCCCUGGAUCCUUCAAAUUGUGCUUACGAUAAUUGCCAAUCCAUUACUGUGUUGAACGAAAAGACACACAUUUAUAUAAUCCUGAUGUAGGGUUUUGACCCAAAAUGUCGAUAAUUUCUUUCCUCCCACAGGUGCUGCUCAACCCGCUGAGUUCCUCCAGCAGAUUGUUUGUUACAUUUAUAUAGCGCACCUUUUAUGUCCUUCCAAGUUGCUUUACAACUAAACAUGUAAUAAAGCAUAAUACACUUGCAGUUGCUAGAAGUUGUGUGUGAGCGGACCUUUAUGUCCCUUCCAUUCUCCCUCCUUAGCUGUUCAAAGCACAAGGGCCAUUUAUUGUCUCUCCCCACAAACAAUUUUUGAGCUUCAAGCGUUCAUUAUGUGGAGAAUUAUGUUUGAGAAGCACUUUGAAGCAUACUGAACUGAAGCUAAAAGCUGCUGUCCCUCCACAACUCUUCUUUUGAACCGCCAACUGCAUCAUAUAAUUGUCUGCUAUUUUUCAACAAGUUAAUUCAAGCAUUGUGAUUUACUUUUUUUUAUUGCAAAAACUAUUUGUGUUCUGGCAUAAUAGAAGGUUGUGAGUUUUUAAAUGGACUUUUUGUCGGGAUCCUUAACAUAUAAGUCAAACCCCUGACAGGAAGUCCAAUCCCUCUUCAACUCCCUCACAAGUCACAGAAACAGAUUGCUGAUAUGGCUCAAUUAUUUCAGUUGGAUUGGGACAAGGGCUGAGAUGAGGAAAGCCAACUUGACCUUUCAGACUGAAAGAUGACCCUGAUUAUUCUGUUUUUGCUCCAGGCUAUUUCUUUGAGCAUUUCCUAUAGACAUUGACAAUUGCAUUAAUGAAUAUAACUGCAAAAGCCUAUGAUUAUUUUCUAUUGGCUCUCAGUACAUCAAGAGUUACACUAGUUUGCUGCUCUGCAUUGUGCAUGGAUCAUAUCCUGUAAUGAAUAAAUAAAUAAA
Messenger RNA from Pristis pectinata (smalltooth sawfish), 4553 nucleotides. Its product is annotated as cytokine receptor common subunit gamma-like. NCBI's taxonomy places the organism in Eukaryota, Metazoa, Chordata, Chondrichthyes, Rhinopristiformes, Pristidae. Gene Ontology annotation, molecular function: cytokine receptor activity; protein binding. The transcript has 8 exons. Gene Ontology annotation, biological process: cytokine-mediated signaling pathway. Gene Ontology annotation, cellular component: external side of plasma membrane; membrane. The record is from RefSeq and is a predicted model, not a curated record. Bases 113 to 1258 code for a protein of 381 amino acids.